Cooperia oncophora is the source of this 1029-nucleotide messenger RNA. NCBI's taxonomy places the organism in Eukaryota, Metazoa, Nematoda, Chromadorea, Rhabditida, Trichostrongylidae. The record is from the annotation of a GenBank genome assembly.
AUGUUUUUGCUGUUCCGCGGAAUCGUUGGAAUCGGUGAGGCAUCCUAUUCGAACGUAUGUCCAUCGAUGAUUUCGGACAUGUUUACCGGUCCCACCUCGAAGUCGCAUGUACAUGAUCUUUUACUUCGCUGUACCCGUUGGAAGGUACGUCUGUGUUUCACUGGUCUUGGUUUUGUCGUGGGUUCGAAUGUAGCCAGCCUGCUGAAUGCUUGGCAAUGGGGAGUACGUGUCACUGCAGUGGCCGGUAUCGGGGCGUUGGCGUUGUUGGUUCUUGUGGUUGAUGAGCCGAAACGAGGGGGUGCCGAAAUCACCGCAGGAGCACAUCUUCAAGGAGAAGUCGCGACAUCGUACUGGACGGACAUCAAAUCACUUGCUACAACACCCACCUUCAUCACAUGCACAUGGGCGUAUACGGCAUUGAUCUUUGUGACCGGUACACUGACAUGGUGGGAGCCGACCAUCAUCGCACACUCUAUAGCCUGGACUCAGGGCCUUAACGACACUCGCCUUCUCCCCAGCAGUAAGAAAGACCAAGUCGGCUUAAUCUUUGGACUGAUUACUACCGUGUCCGGACUAAUUGGUGUAUCAAUAGGAACCCUUCUAUCCGGUCUGAUCAGAAGUGGAAGAGGCGUUUUCCGCGCUGUGAAAACGGAGCGAGCUCAGCCAAUUAUCUCCGGGAUAGGAGCUCUCCUUGCAGCUCCACUCCUUCUUCUCAUCUUCCUAUUUGGCCACAAAAGCAUUAUUAUGCUUUGGGUUUCGGACGCGAUUCGUGGCCCAGUGAAGACACCCGAGACGCAAUACCUUUCACUGAUCAAGGCCUGCGCCGUGACCGUGGUACUGCUCUGCGUAUCGGCUGCACUGUACUUCGCUUGUGCUGCAGUAUUGAUUAGAGAUCAAUACAAGUUCAAAGAGGAAAUGGGUCUCCUAACCAGCUCGCUAAAAAAACCAGCCUCCUCGAAUUCAUCAAUUGAAAGGCUCAACACCUUCGCCGAUGAUGACGACGUGGAAACAGCCGAUCAAAGGCUAUGA